Messenger RNA from Impatiens glandulifera, 729 nucleotides. Its product is annotated as putative vacuolar protein sorting-associated protein 13F. The transcript has 2 exons. NCBI's taxonomy places the organism in Eukaryota, Viridiplantae, Streptophyta, Magnoliopsida, Ericales, Balsaminaceae. The record is from RefSeq and is a predicted model, not a curated record. The coding region runs from base 1 to 729 and encodes 242 amino acids.
AUGCCGCCUGGUUCGAAGAAGAGGAAAGCAGUAAAGAAAAAGAAGCAAAUGGAACCCAUCUUCCCCAUCACUUCUCCUCCUCCGCCUCAUUCUCAUGAAGGUGGUGGUGGUGAUGUUAGCUCUCCUCCUAUGUCAGGGCAUGCUGAUGAUGAAUUGGAGAAGAACAACAAGGAAGACUCUCCUCUAUCUGAGAAGAAAGAACUGUUGGUGUUGGAGCUUAAUCAAGAAGAUCAGAACAACAACAAUGGGUCAUCUUUACAACAAUCUCAGACUUCUAAGACCUCUAGUAGCAGUAGCAGCAGUAGUAAUAGUAAUAGUAGUUCAGAUGAGGACGAAAAAUCUCAGGAUAUUGAGAAAAACAUAUUGAUGAUUGAGUCAAUUACUGAUGGGUAUAAUAAAAAGGAUGAUCAUUCUGAUCCUAACCCAUCUGAUCUUGAUCUACCUUCAAAUGAUGAUGAUGCUGCUGCUGUAUUAUUGGAAGAGAAUAAAGUGGAAACUGUAACCAUGAUUCCUCUAUUCCAGGAUCAUGAUUCACUUGAAGAAGAACAAGAAGAAGAAGAAACUGUAACCAUUACUGAAUCAGAAGGUAUGGUAAUUGGUUUUCCAAAUGACAGUGAAAAGGAUUUUCAAUCAUCCUCUGUUGUUUUUCACAAUGAUCUUAAAAACACUUCCUGGAUAAGUUGCUGUGGAUUGUUUGAGCUAUUCAGUGGAACAAAUAGAGAUGGAUGA